Molecule: messenger RNA, 1558 nt
Organism: Spea bombifrons (plains spadefoot toad)
Lineage: Eukaryota; Metazoa; Chordata; Amphibia; Anura; Pelobatidae
Product: nuclear receptor ROR-gamma-like
Exons: 9
Coding region: 280-1464 (394 amino acids)
Biological process (GO): regulation of transcription by RNA polymerase II
Cellular component (GO): nucleus
Molecular function (GO): RNA polymerase II cis-regulatory region sequence-specific DNA binding; nuclear receptor activity
Source: RefSeq, a predicted model, not a curated record
AAACAUUAUGGCGUGAGAAAAUCUCACUCAGUUCUUUCUUUCUCAUCCCCUGUCCCCCCCCAAGCCCAGAUCGAAGUGAUUCCGUGUAAAAUCUGCGGAGACAAAUCCUCAGGGAUCCACUACGGCGUGAUAACGUGUGAAGGAUGCAAGGGAUUUUUCCGCCGCAGCCAGCAGGGAAAGCCCAUCUAUUCGUGCAGUCAGCAGCAGAGCUGUCAGAUAGACCGCAACAGCAGGAACCGCUGCCAGCACUGCCGCCUGCAGAAAUGCCUGUCCCUGGGAAUGUCACGCAACGCUGUGAAGUUUGGCAGAAUGUCUAAGAAGCAGAGAGAUAUUUUACAAGCCGAGGUUCAGAAGCAGCGUCUGAAGGAACAGAGAUCCGAAGCUCCAACCCCAUCAUGCACCUCAGAUCCUCAGAAUCUGGAGCCACUAAACAACCCAACAAAACCAACCCAGAUGUUCCCACCAACAACAUGGAGCAGCCAGGGUAGAUGGGAGUCCCCGUGCUUGGUCACAAGAAACCAUCCUCUCCACCACCAUCCACCGGCUGCUGAUAAGCCUUCAAUAGAGUCCACCCUUAGAAAGUCCUACUCCAGAGACCCACAGCUUCUUGUGGAGAACUUCCGACCGAGUUUGUUCCAAAGACUGCCUCCCACUCAGAAUCCAGAACCUUACUGUAACCUAAACGUGGGGAGCUUGCUGCCUCCUGAAUGCAUGAUGUCUGCUACAGACAUGGAGAUGCUGAUGCAAAGCGUGGUAUGUGCCCACCAAGAAACCUGUCAGUUUCACCUGGAGAGUCUACAGGUUCUCAGGUGGGAGAUAUUCUCCCCAGAGGAAGUGAAAGGCUUCCAGCUGCAGCCCGUGGACCAGAUGUGGGAACGAUGUGUCUGUCAUAUCACCAAUGCCAUCCAGUACAUUGUGGAAUUCGCCAAGCGGCUGAGCGGUUUCAUGGAGCUCAAUCCCAAUGACCAGAUUGUCCUGCUGAAAGCUGGUGUCAUGGAGAUCCUUUUAAUCAGAAUGAGCCGCGCCUUUAACUGCUACAACAGCACCAUAUUUUUUGAGGGCAAGUACGCCAAGCCGGAGAUCUUCCAGUCCCUGGGAUGCAGUGAUUUGAUUGGCUCAAUGUUUGACCUUUGCCAUUCCCUGUGCGCCCUCAAUCUGACAGAGCAGGAAAUGGCGCUCAUCAGUGCUAUCAUCCUCAUCGACCCAGGUCGGCAGUGGCUGCAGGACAGACAGAAAGUGGAGACGAUGCAUAAGAAGCUAGAGCUGUGCUUCUGGCACCUGGUGCGCAGGAGUCACCGGGAGAGCAUCAUUCCCAAGCUCCCCCAGAAAGGAAAAAUCCUCAGCAUUUGCCACCUGCACCUGGAGAAAUUAAACGUCUUUCUGCAGAUGUACCCAGGAGCCGCCUGCGAGAGAUUCCCCCCUCUCUACAAAGAGCUGUUCCUGUCCGAGCCCGAAACCUCAUGAAUGACGCCCCAGAAUCCAGACUCUCCCCUGCCCUAGGGCAGUAACCUUCCUAAAUUUAGGGGUACUGGGAUAAUGAAUCUCAGAAAAUUGCCCU